ACUGGUGAGGCGACCGUAGAAGAAGAAUUCAAACGCGUCAUUGUUUUGGUUCGUUUUCUCUGCAGAAAAGUGGGGCCAUAAACACUAACAAUCGAGAACAAAAACACUAAGAAAUAUUUUUAAUCGUGAACAUAACAAGAUCGUCACCAUGACAACAAAACGUGGACUGAUAACCGAUUCAUUUAAAGUGCUGAAGAAAACAAGGAGAGGGGGAAAGCGAAAGAAGACUCCCACGCCUCCUCCAGCACAGCAAGAAGAUGUCACUACAACUGUCAAAGAGGAGGAGAUGCAGCAGCUCAAACAGUUUGACCUGGACUGGAGAUUUGGGCCCUGCACAGGCAUCAGCAGAAUGCAGAGGUGGGAGAGAGCGAAGCUUCAUGGUCUGAACCCACCUGAGGAAAUUAAAGAGCUGCUGCUGCAAACACUCGAUGAUCCUGAGUACUCCAUGAGCCUCUGGAGAGAAUAUCCGUUCUGAGGAAAACAUCAUGAAGAGGACAAAGAUCCAGACUUUUGUGAAAGUCAGGGAUGUUUUUAUUUUGUUGUUUUUAUGGCCAUGCUUGCUGUUUCUCUUAUUCUGCUUCAGUUAAAAGUUUUUAUUAUUUUUUUUAAAUAAAAGAUUACCAUGUAUCUUUCUUUUUGCAUUACAAGAUUGAUACUGUCAUGGAAGUUUCCACUGUUUAAAAAAUAUGCCCAAGAA
This is a messenger RNA of Poecilia latipinna (sailfin molly), 697 nucleotides long. It is a transcript of the gene pold4, whose product is annotated as DNA polymerase delta 4, accessory subunit. The transcript is spliced from 5 exons. The record is from RefSeq and is a predicted model, not a curated record. NCBI's taxonomy places the organism in Eukaryota, Metazoa, Chordata, Actinopteri, Cyprinodontiformes, Poeciliidae. The coding region runs from base 149 to 475 and encodes 108 amino acids. Gene Ontology annotation, cellular component: delta DNA polymerase complex. Gene Ontology annotation, biological process: DNA synthesis involved in DNA repair; DNA-templated DNA replication. Gene Ontology annotation, molecular function: DNA-directed DNA polymerase activity.